This is a messenger RNA of Auanema sp. JU1783, 1407 nucleotides long. The record is from the annotation of a GenBank genome assembly. Lineage: Eukaryota; Metazoa; Nematoda; Chromadorea; Rhabditida; Rhabditidae.
AUGUUAAGAACGAAGAACAGAUAUGUUGUUCGGGUUUCGAAGACUAAAGGAGGAGUAUUCCUUUCUAAACUAUGUAUUUUUACUUUAUAUUUUACUGUUUUCUUAGCAAUUUAUCUAAUAUUCUUUCCUGUCAUGAGGAAAGCUUAUGAUGGUUUCGAUCUUGAAGAGAACUUGAAACGUUUCUCUUCCAAUAAUAAUAAAAAAGAAGAAGCAAAAUAUCUCAUAGAUAACUUAAAUUUGGAUUGUAGUUCCCUUAAAAACAAAAACUUCACUCAUAACUCAACAUUGAUGUUGGAAUAUGAAACUUGGACAUUCAGUACUGAUUCAGUCAUCAAGAGCAUCCUAGAUUCAUCAAAGAAAUGCAACACAAUCAAAAGCUUAUUUCCUUUCCCGACUGUGCCUAAGUCGAAAGAAGAAAAAGAUUUCCCAUUAGCUUAUGGAAUUAUAGUUUAUUAUAACUUUGUUCAGUUUUUAUUUAUGCUCAGCUCUAUCUAUGAGCCUCAGAACCACUACUGUGUGGCUGUUAGCGGGUCUGCUACUAGAGAAUUCAAGAUGUUAGCACAAAUUACUUCCGAAUGUUUUCAUAACGUGCAUGUCUUAAUACGCCCACCUAUCUUCUGGGGAAGCUUUGAAAUCAUCAACUCAACAUACACUUGCAUGGAAAUGCUGACAAAACAGUCUCAUUGGAAGUACUUUCAGUACUUGUCAGGCGUCGAUGCUCCUCUAAAAACCAAUAGAGAAAUGGUUCGAAUUUUCAAACAAAUGAAUGAGUCAGCGAACGUCGAGUUCUUGAAAUACCCUUAUUCGCGUUUGAGAGGCAAAAAAAUGGCAGACAGCCCCGUUCCAAUAGUAAAGUCUUCCUUAUCAGCUCUCGUACCUCGAGAAGCAGCUGAUUACAUGAUUCAAUCUAACGUCACAAGACAGUUACUGAGAUUCUUAAAAGGAACUGGGAUUCCUGACGAAAGUUUUUGGGGAACAGUUUUUGGAAACGUUGAUGUUUUUCCUGUACCAGGUGCUAUCAAUAGCACGCAGUUCCUACUAGAACAAGCAAAAAUUAAAAGGUCAUCUAUUGACCGUCAGGCGAAAGUUUAUAUGACAUAUUACUUGUCUCGUUAUCAAGUUUGGAAAAAAACCAAAUUCUGCCAAGGAAAGUUAUCGUCUGGAUCAUGUGUAUAUGGACCACGGGAUUUUAGUCACCUUGUCUCUCGACCGCAUCUGAUUGCUCACAAGUUUUAUACAAACUUUCAACCUGCCGGAUAUUUCUGCGUGCUGAAGGAAAUACGACAUCGAUCUAUUCGUGGCAUAACAGCAUUCGAAGAAUAUACAUAUAAUAAGACACCUUUAGUUGAAGUUAAGUCAGGAAAAGAAUAUGAAAACUUAUCACAUAAACUUUGGUUGACUGCUUGA